AUGAUGAUCGUCAAUAGCUAUUUGAUUACUCUGCGUCGUGUCCGGUAUCUGCGGUUGCCGCUUAUCGGUACCGCUCAUAAAGUUCAACUCGGGGCAAUGCCCCCACGUAUCAUCAAAGUAAAUGGUUCUGGAACUGCUGCGGUCAUUGACGGUUCGGGAAAACUUAAAGAAGUUUUUGUUUUUCCGAAGUUGAUUCUUCCAAACUUAAAAUUCUUCGGAGACCUUCCAUGGCUUAUCGUUAUACUAGAAGCAGUUUUGAUAGUUUCUGGCAUAGUUGCAUUUUUUGCAUAUCUAAUCACUGCCGGGCAUUCAAAGCUAAUACUGACUACAACAACUCCAAAAAAUGUAGUAAAUACAGCAAACAGACCUAAAGAUUAUUAUAAAGUUUCAAAUUAUCAACGCUUGGAUAUUGCUAAAUUCAAAAAGGUUGCAGUGGUAUCUAAUGGCGCUUUAUGUAAUGAAAUUGGAAGAAAAAUUCUGACGUUAGGAGGAAAUGCUGUAGACAGUGCAAUUGCAACGCUGUUUUGCAUUGGUGCAACCAGUCCACAAAGUAGCGGUAUUGGUGGUGGUCAUUUUAUGACCAUUUAUAAUAGUUAUGGAAGUAAACGAGUUUCUUGGUAUGACCUCAUAAGUCCAACGAUUAUGUUGUGUAAAACCGGAUUUCCCAUUUCCAAGCAACUGGCCGAUGUUCUAAAAAAAGAUAGAAUUAAAAUUAUGGCUGAAAUUUCAAUGAGGCAAGAAAGCUCAACAAUGAGUUUUAGAGAGUUUAUAAAUCCUUCAACUGGAAAUCUUUACAAAGAAGGUGAGAUUAUGUAUCGUAUAAAGUAUGCUGAAACACUUGAACGAUUGGCAGAAGCCGAUGAUCCUGUAGAGUUGUUCUAUAAGGGAGCAAUUGCAAGAGAGAUUGCUCGAGAGAUGAGAGAAAAAGGUGACAUUAUGUAUGUCAAAGAUGCUGUCGAAUUGGCAAGAAAUAUGACAGAGCUUGAAUAUGCAAAGAAUGAGGAAGAUCAUGGUACAUCGCAUGUUUCAGUUGUCGACGAAAAUAGCAAUGCUGUUUCGGCGACUUCAACCAUAAACUGGAGAUUUGGUUCAUUACGGAUGUCACCACAUUUAGGAUUUAUUUGGAACAGCCAACUAAACGAUUUCACUGCUAAUGAAAAUUUUGAUAUAAAAAAGCAGCAGUAUUCUGAGGGUAACAUAAUUCGAGCCGGUAAGAAGCCGAUGAGCAGCAUGAGUCCAACAGUAGUAUACAACCGGAAAACCGGAAAAGUUGCUCUUUCGUUUUCCUUUUCUAUUUUUCAAACAAUUAUUACUAACGCUAUUGCAGCUACGCGUGCCCACCAAUUAGAUAUGCUUAUUUCCGUUCAAACCCCCUCGGAGGUAAAGUUGGUUAUUGGUGCAACUGGAGGUUUAAAGCAAAUUUCAUCAAUAGCAACGGUAGUGAUCCGAUGUCUUUUGCUCAAACAGUCACUGUGUGACGCCAUUGAUACGCCGUAUAUCUACAACCAGUUUUCACCAUAUGUUGUGCAGUACGAGAAGGGAUUUUCACAAGUAAACAUUCUAUCAAUUUUUUUAAAAAUAUUUUUGCCUGUUUUUCCUCUUUUUUUUUUUCAGAAUAAAAAAUAAUU
Messenger RNA from Enterobius vermicularis (human pinworm), 1628 nucleotides. The record is from the annotation of a GenBank genome assembly. Lineage: Eukaryota; Metazoa; Nematoda; Chromadorea; Rhabditida; Oxyuridae.